Messenger RNA from Bombus pascuorum, 4457 nucleotides. RefSeq names its product BAG family molecular chaperone regulator 2. The coding region runs from base 193 to 750 and encodes 185 amino acids. Gene Ontology annotation, molecular function: adenyl-nucleotide exchange factor activity; protein-folding chaperone binding. The transcript has 3 exons. Gene Ontology annotation, biological process: protein stabilization. NCBI's taxonomy places the organism in Eukaryota, Metazoa, Arthropoda, Insecta, Hymenoptera, Apidae. The record is from RefSeq and is a predicted model, not a curated record.
AUGCUUAUGUGUGUUCGUAACUAAGUACAUGCUCCGUCAGUCAUCUUUUCGCACCACAAUAAAAACACAUCAGUAAAUUUGUCCGCGAGCCGGACUUUUGUGUUGUACCUCGUGCUUAAAUGUAAUUACUGGUUUUGUUAUUACGUGAAGACUAAGCCAUUAGAGAGCAAUUUUGAAAAUUUUUAGAAAAGAAUGGAUAAUCCAUUACCACAUAUUAUGGAAAGCGUGGAUUGUGAUGGUUCAGCAAAGCCGAAAGACAGGUUAGUCAGCCUUCUUGAUCAGAUCGAAGUGCAUGUAGAACAACUGAGGAAAGAUGCUUGGAGACUCGAAGAAGAGAGAGAUACACUUCUGACUACCUUAGAUACACUUAGAAACAAUGAAAUUUUAAGUGAAUUAGAUGAAACUGACAAGGACGAUGUGAUGAGGUAUGCUGAAAGAUUGUCUAUGCGAUGUUUAACAGUUGAUGUGUUGGUUAAAGUUCAGCGUGAUCAAAUUCAAGAAGAAGCACUACAUCAGGUAAAUGGUUUAAUAGAUAGUUUAGUUGUUGGCCUCCGUGACGAUCCAACUGGAACUCGGCAGCGUUGUGCAUCUUUUAUGAAUGCUUGUACUUCACAAAGUGUUGGUCAUUCUGAUAAAAUCUUUGAAACAGCAAUUCUUGGGUGUACUAUGGAUGAUCAGAAACGAAUAAAAAAGAGACUGCAGGGACUAUUAGAUUAUAUUGAUAAAAUGCACACAAUUAAAUUACUGUAAAGAUCUAUUUGGAAUAACUGAUUUUAAAAGAAGUCAGAUAAGUAACUCUUUAAAUCAGUAAUUAAUACGACCUAGUUAUCUGAAAAAAGAUUUGAGAUAAAUUGAUCAUAGCAGGGUGCUUGAUAAUUCAAUAAUGUUUAUAGUAAAUGUACAAAAAGUAUCAUAUAUUAUGAGCUUUUUCUCUACAUGUACUAUUUCUACGCCUUGCUAUCUGGGAAAAUAAGCUUUUAUGCAUAUUACACUUGUAUAUGUGCGUUAAUUAUGAUAGGAAAUUAUUUAAAAUUACUAUAACAAAUAAUAAAUAUUUCCGUACUUACUUAAAAGAUUCCGAGAAUUAAAAUUGUUUAUUUUUAAAAUAAAUGAUUAUAACAUACAGGGUAUCCUGUGUAACGCGACUCGCUAUUUCUUUGCCAUUUGCAGCCAUGUAACAAAGAAUGUUUUGAAAGAAUUCCGAAAAUACUUUAUUUUCAUAACGAAACUAGUGUCACCGUGGUUAACAUAAAGAGGAUUAUAUGCUGCUUUUUCCAUGAAAUUGUAGAGGAUUUUAUAAGAAAUUUAAAAAGCAUAUUUCAUUAUAUUUUUAUUAACUCAAUACUAGGUUCAUUGUAGUGGAAGUAAUAUUUCACUUCCUGAUGCAUUUCAGAAUUAUUUACAUUUCAUAAGGAAGGAAUUGCUACAUCAUGUAGAGUUGUACAUCCAGCAACUCUAAUAACAAAAUAAUAACUUUCUAUAAAAGAGCAAAAUGUCGUAUUGCAGAAGACGGUAUGUAAUUUGAAUAAGUGUUAAAAUAAAGUGUGCUAUAAAUUUGGUAUUGAGUUAAUAAAUAUAUCAUGUAAUGUGCUUUCUGAUUUUAUUGUAAAGUCCCCACCAAUCUCAUGGAAAAAGCAAUAUAUAGUCUUACUUUUGUUAAAGUGACCUUGGUUUCUCUAUGAAAACGAAGUAUUUUUGGAGUUUUUCUAUCUUCAUCUUCUCUUUUCUAUCUUCUAAUAAGAAGUCAUUAAAAUUAAAAACAUUUUGUUAUGUACAGGGUGUACAAAAAAGUUGGGGAAAAACUUUAGGGCAUAUAGUAUUCAUUAAAGUAAGAAAAAGAAUCUUAAUAAACAUCUAUCUAAAAAUCAUUAGUUUCCGAGCUAGGAGAUGUUUAGUGUAUGAAAGUAUAGUGUAUAGUAAACCAGUUGCUUUGUUAAAUCAAUUGAUAUAACAAAUGGAAAACUGCUGCCAAGAAAUAAGGGAAGGGGAUCUUACAUUGUGUGCGUGAUUCUAUCAAACAAACGAACCGAAAUAUGUGUUAAAAUAAAUAAUGAACGGGAAUCAUAUCAAAUAUAUGCUGCAGAGUUACAUUAUUAUGUUAAUAUGUUAUUAACAAAAACAUUUAGUAAUUAAAAAACUAACUAUUUUUAGGCUCAAGUUUAUUUACUUACCUUUUUUUUUACUUUACUUACUUUUUACGUUUUUGUACACCUUGUAUAUGCGAUAGAACAGAAUGUAUAUAUAUACACAUUAUUAAAAUUUUGUGCAAUUUAAUCUUUGUGUGGAUAUUAUAUGUAUAUAUGUGAUUGUUUUUAGUUAUUAUAAUAUGUCUAUCCUACAAUAACUUAUUAUAUUGACCACUUAAAAAUAAUAGAGCUUACUACCAUAAAAAGACUACUAUGAAAUAUUAGUAAAAAUUACAUAUAAAUUUUAAUUAUAUUAAAAAUGUGAUUUUAAAUUUUCGCAUUUUAAAUACUAUUGAAAAUUGUAAUAUAACUUAAUUUUAAUAUUGUAGACAGAAUUAUCACAUUUAUUACAAAAUUUAUGCAAUUUGUUUUAUAUUAUAUUCGUUAUAAUAUAAAUAAGAAUUUUAUAUACAGUUUGGCAUUUUCAAAAGUUGUUCAAUUUAGGUGAGAAUUAAUUAUUUUUUUAUUUUAUAUUAUUUACGUAAUUAUCUUACUAUUAAAAAAAUCACUAAUAUUUAUAAUAUGCUAGCAUACUGCCAGGCCAUUUUAAUCGCAUACGAUCAUUAGUCACUUUUUUUUUAUAGGUUUAAUUAAAUUAUGCUUUAAAUCUAGUGCAUUUCAGUUUUAAUAUGAGCUUGAAAUUCCGAAGCAUUGUACAGUUUAUAAUGAAAACAUCUGGAGAGGAAUUCAAUUUUUGGUAAUAUCUAUUUUUUUACACAAUGAAGUUACUUAUAAUCGUAUGGUACAUAUAACUUAAAUAAAGCAAAAUAGAUUAAAAUUUGAAUAGUACACUUUUUGUAUGCUUUCUGAUAUUUAUUUUCUUUUUUAAAUUUAUCACAAUUUUUUUAGGGUAUUAAUUAAAAUAGAUUCUUUAAAAAUUAUUUUUAUGAUAUUUAAUAAUUAUGAUUCACAAAAAGGUAUUGUUUAUCAACAUAAUAUUUUCUUCCUUAUAAACUAAAAUAUUUGGUUAACAUUAUUUGUUUACAUAUAAAUUAAUGUCACUAAUAUUUUCUAAGAAUUUGUGUGGAAUGAUUUAAUUCUUUUAAUUAUAGAAGCUCUAUUUUACUAAAUUACGGUAUUUAAAAUUCCAUUGUUUCCUUUUACCGAUCACUUAUAGUUUAGUAAUUUAGUAUAUGACUCAUAUAAAAAAACACUAUGUUCAUCUCCAGCGUUCAUACGAAUAAUAUAUUUACAGAAACAUAAAAAAUAUUCCAUGUUCUUAACACAAAUAUAAAAAGUACUUAAUACAGGAAACAUUUAAAACAAUAAAGUGCUUAAAAAUUGACGUAUUUACACAUGUUCGUAACAGUAUCGAAGAUAAUAGAAAAAUUGAUAAUAUUCAAUAAUAAAAACUGAAUUUAUAAAAGAAUAUAAAAAAAAUGAUUCAAUUACAUUCGGUUAUUACUUUAAACAAAUUAUACUUUUCUUUUUAUCUCGUACUUUAUAUACCUUCUAUAUUUUUCACAUUUUAUUUAAUAAAAGUAUCUAACUAAGCAGUAUUUAGUUAAACUGAUAUUUUUUUCAUUCAUAAUUAACAAACACUGCGUAAUAAUAAUGCAUAAUUGAAAUAAAUUAAAGCGAAUUAUGAAGUGGUAGCUCUUCUAUAAUCGUUUGUCGAAGGAAAUGUGUAUCACAAAUUAAUACACGCAAUACUGUUCAAAAUUAAUCGCAUUCAAUUUUUCUCGUUAUAUCUUUGAUACUCUGCGUAAAAUACUGUGCGUAUUUUAUAACAAUCCUAAAACCAAUUUUAUAGGCAUCGAAACAAUCGUACAAAAGCUAUUUAUAUCUUCAUAAAUAUGAAUAUAUCAGUCUGUACAUGGUUGAAGUAUUCGUUACAAUUUAUCGCGUAUUUAUCCACGCAAAGACUAAAGUAGCCUACAAGCGUUUUUUACAAAAUUUUUUUUCUUAUGAUUCUUUGCCUUGGUUCCUGGUCGCAAAACUAUGGUACCAUUCCCUGUAUUCCGACCACACGUGGAUCCAUUCGGACUAAAUGCACCUAUAACACAUACAUACAUAUAUUUUUAUAAAUUAUGAAAUUUGUCAUUUAGAAGUAGCUAAUAAUAAUUGAAUUUAUAGUACAAUAUCUUACACUCCGUUUCGUACUUCUACACGUUAACAUGUUAUAUUAAAUACAUGUAACGUGUAUGUUGCUAAAUAAUUUUAGAAACUUUAAUUAAUAUAUUCUGUAAAUAAUCUAUAUGCUGUAAACAGUUACUUGUACAAUUACUUGUACAAUUUGUGUUAACAAAUAAACUAAUUAAUAUCGUAUAA